UUUUUUUUUUUUUUUUUUUUUUUUUUUUUUUUUUUAUAAAACAUCGUGUUAUCUUCAUCUUCGUUGUACUACACGCCAAAGUGGAAAAAAAGACUGAUUGCUACGGACAAGGAUUUUCAAGAACCAGCAGGAUUUUUUUCAACUUGAUCGGCACGCACGUGAUGUUCUCCACUUAUUGUGCACCCGCAUUGUUAGCUUUCCCAACUUUUUGCUUCACGUUUCUAUCUUAAAGCAACUUGUGAGGUGACUCAAUUCAAUAUUUCGAAACGAUUUUCUUGAUUUUACGUACAAAUGUGUCCUUUUACCUGGUAAUCCAGUUUGUGGAUUCAAAAGAAGUGAAACAAGGAAAAUGGAUCGUUCCGAUUAUCAUUGAGAAAACGUGAAAUUCUCUUCUUUUCUUUUCUUUUCUUUUCUUUCUUUUUCUUUUCUUUUUUUGUUUGUUUUUUUGGGGUCACACAAAGAUCCAACAUAUCCUGGGUUUAUCUUUCGUACGAACGAGAUAUGGCAUUAAUUUAGAUCUACUUGAAGAGAGCUAAGAAAAACAACGAUGACAGGGAAACGUCUUUUUUUGGCCCGUUUCUUCAAACGGUUGCGUUUGUUUCUCUGGGCAUUCUGGAUCGUGUUACUCGUUGAAACCGGAGCAUUUCACAAUGGUGCGGAAAAACAAAGAUACGAUGGAUGGUACAACAACUUGGCUCAUCCUAAUUGGGGAUCGAUCGGUAACAGGCUGAUACGAAAAGUACCUGCAGCUUAUUCCGAUGGUGUCUAUGCAUUGGCUGGUCAAGAUAGACCCUCGCCAAGAAAGCUAAGCGAUCUCUUUAUGCAAGGAGAUGAAGGUUUACCAUCCGUUAAAAAUCUGACUGCUUUGUUUGCUUUUUUCGGACAACUAGUCACGUCGGAAAUAAUCAUGGCCAGCGAAAGUGGUUGUCCUAUAGAGUUCCAUCGUAUCGAUGUGGAUAAAUGCGAUCCGGUUUUCGACAAGGAGUGCCAAGGUAACAAGUACAUUCCUUUUCUACGUGCCGAUUACGACCGCCAAACUGGACGUAGCCCGAACAGCCCUCGCGAACAGAUAAAUAAAGUAACAAGCUGGAUCGAUGGUAGCUUCAUAUACUCCAGUAGCGAAGCAUGGGCGAACACGAUGCGAGCAUUCAAGAACGGAAGUCUCCUCAUGGAACCAAGCAGAAAAUUUCCCGUGAGAAACACCAUGCGCGCUCCACUCUUCAAUCAUGCCGUUCCGCACGUUAUGAGAAUGCUCAGUCCAGAACGGCUUUAUCUACUCGGAGAUCCAAGAACCAAUCAACAUCCACCGUUACUCUCAUUAGGGAUCCUAUUUUAUCGUUGGCAUAACGUUAUAGCAAGUCGUGUACAACGAGAAUAUCCAGAUAUGUCUGACGAAGAAAUCUUUCAGAAAGCACGACGUAUAGUUAUAGGAACACUACAGAACAUUAUUUUAUAUGAGUAUCUUCCCACGCUCUUGAACGAAGAAUUACCAGCGUAUACCGGUUAUAAAACUGAUCUCCAUCCAGGAAUAAGUCAUAUUUUUCAAAGUGCUGCUUUUCGUUUUGGACAUACUCUUAUACCACCUGGUAUAUACAGACGUGACGAAAGAUGUGAGUUUCGAAAGACUAACGCGGGUCAAGCCGCGAUCAGACUUUGCUCUACUUGGUGGGAUUCGAACGAAAUUUUAGCGAAUAGUACGAUAGAAGAAUUAAUCAUGGGAAUGAGUUCUCAAAUAGCCGAAAAGGAGGACAAUCUUCUCGGUACAGAUAUACGAAAUAAUCUUUUCGGACCAAUGGAAUUUUCACGAAGAGAUCUCGGUGCUCUUAAUAUCAUGCGCGGUCGUGAUAAUGGAUUACCGGAUUACAAUACCGCCCGAAAACAUUUCAAGUUAACGCCAAGGAAAACAUGGAACGAGAUUAAUCCUGACUUAUUCAACAAAAAUCCAUCUCUACUGCGUACUCUCGUUGAAAUCCAUUCGAACAAUUUAAAUAACGUAGAUGUUUACGUCGGCGGUAUGUUGGAAUCCAGUGAUGGACCCGGGGAACUUUUUACUGCGGUUAUUAAAGAACAAUUUUUACGCUUGAGAGACUCCGAUCGCUUUUGGUUUGAAAAUGAAGAGUCUGGAAUUUUUACGAAAACCGAAAUUGAAGAUAUACGCCGUGUGACGUUAUGGGAUGUGAUCACAAACGCAACCAAUAUUCCGCCGGACACGAUUCAGAAACGAGUAUUCCUUUGGGAGGAAAACGAUCCGUGUCCUCAACCUUUCCAAUUGAACUCAUCCGUACUCGAGCCCUGUUUACCGUUACAACGAUACGACUAUUUCGAAGGUAGCGAAUUCGUCUACAUUUAUGCCUGCGUUUUCCUCGGAUUUUUCCCAAUUUUGUGCGCUGGAGCCGCUUAUGGCUUAGUAAAACUACAGAACCGACGAAGACGUCGUUUACGUAUACUUCAAGAAGAAAUUCAAAGGAGAAGCGACAACCGAAUUUGUGUCGACAAGAUGGUCGUUCGUGAAUGGCUGCACGCAAAUCAUCGUCGCUUGGUAAAAGUUCGUUUCGGUCCUGAAGCAGCUUUGCAUAUCGUCGAUCGAAAGGGCGAAAAACUUCGUACAUUCGAUUUUAGUGGCGUUAAUACAAUAACCAUAGAAGAGUCUCAGGAGAGCGAAAGCGGGCAUAGAAAGGCAUUGGUAUUGUUACGUAUACCACGUGAUUACGACCUUGUCCUUGAACUCGAUUCCUUGGCCUCGCGCAGAAAGUUCAUUGCGAAAUUGGAAGCGUUCCUGUCGUCCCACAAGAAACAUUGCACGCUUUUCCAAGUUAACCGCGAUGUUAUGCUCGCAAAAGCGGAAACUAAAGAACGUCGACAAAAGAAGCUCGAACAGUUUUUCCGAGAAGCUUACGCGCUGACGUUUGGUCUACGACCUGGGGAAAGGCGACGACGAUCCGAGGAUAGCGAUACAGGCGAGGUUAUUACAGCGAUGCGCACAUCUCUGUCAAAAAGCGAAUUUGCUAGUGCCCUUGGUAUGCGUCCUGAUGCAGUUUUCGUGAAGAAAAUGUUCAAUAUCGUCGACAAAGACGGCGACGGUCGCAUAUCCUUUCAAGAAUUUCUCGAUACCGUGUUACUCUUUUCCCGUGGCAAAACUGAGGACAAAUUGCGUAUUAUUUUUGACAUGUGCGAUAAGGACAGCAACGGCGUUAUCGAUAAAGAGGAAUUAUCCGAGAUGUUAAGAUCGCUAGUUGAAAUUGCACGUACUACCAGUCUUUCCGAUGAUCAUGUCACCGAACUCAUCGACGGAAUGUUUCAAGACGCUGGUCUUGAAAGGAAGAAUUAUCUUACUUACAAUGAUUUCAAGUUAAUGAUGAAGGAAUACAAAGGUGAUUUUGUUGCAAUUGGAUUGGAUUGUAAAGGGGCGAAACAAAAUUUUUUAGAUAUGUCGACAAAUGUCGCUCGAAUGACAAGCUUUCAGAUCGAUCAAUUGCCACCGGAGGAUUCGAAAAAUUGGGCCCGCAAACAAUGGGACGCGAUAUCGACUUUUCUCGAGGAAAAUAGACAAAAUAUAUUUUAUCUUUUCGUGUUUUACGUUAUCACUAUAGCUCUCUUCGUUGAAAGGUUUAUACAUUAUUCUUUCAUGGCCGAGCAUACGGAUUUGAGACACAUUAUGGGUGUUGGUAUUGCGAUAACGCGAGGAUCGGCAGCAGCUUUAUCAUUUUGUUACAGUCUAUUACUUCUCACGAUGUCUCGUAAUCUAUUGACCAAAUUGAAAGAAUUUUCGAUCCAACAGUAUAUACCAUUGGAUUCGCACAUACAAUUUCACAAAAUAGCCGCAUGCACGGCCCUCUUUUUUUCCAUUUUACAUACGGUCGGACACAUCGUGAAUUUUUAUCACGUAUCGACGCAACCGAUAGCACAUCUCCGCUGCCUCACAAACGAGAUCAGUUUUCCAAGCGAUGCAAAGCCAACUAUUACAUUUUGGCUUUUUCAAACGGUGACAGGCUUAACCGGUAUUCUACUUUUCCUCGUAAUGACGAUCAUUUUUGUUUUUGCACAUCCUACGAUACGGCAAAAAGCAUAUAAAUUCUUUUCGUUAACUCACAGCUUAUACGUAUUAUUUUAUGCAUUAUCCUUGAUCCACGGUUUAGCCAGAUUAACUGGCUCUCCAAGAUUUUGGAUUUUCUUCGUUGGCCCGGCGAUCAUCUAUGCUUUGGACAAGGUCGUAAGCUUGAGAACGAAAUACAUGGCUCUUGAUAUAAUUGAGACAGAAUUGCUACCAUCCGAUGUAAUAAAGAUCAAAUUUUACAGACCUCCAAAUCUUAAGUAUCUCUCAGGUCAAUGGGUACGUCUCUCGUGUACAGUCUUUAGAUCGAACGAGUUUCACUCAUUCACCCUCACUUCGGCGCCCCACGAGAACUUCCUUUCGUGUCAUAUUAAAGCCCAAGGUCCAUGGACCUGGAAAUUACGGAACUACUUUGAUCCUUGUAACUAUAAUCCGGAAGACGAGCACCCUAAAAUACGAAUCGAGGGACCAUUUGGAGGUGGAAAUCAAGACUGGUAUAAAUUCGAAGUGGCAGUUAUGGUUGGUGGAGGGAUUGGAGUUACUCCGUAUGCUUCUAUGUUGAAUGAUCUCGUCUUUGGUACUUCCACCAAUAGAUAUUCCGGAGUUGCCUGUAAAAAGGUAUACUUUCUUUGGAUAUGUCCAUCUCACAAACACUUUGAGUGGUUCAUCGAUGUUCUCAGAGACGUCGAAAGGAAAGACGUAACCGAUGUUCUCGAAAUACAUAUAUUUAUAACUCAGUUUUUUCAUAAAUUCGACUUACGUACUACUAUGCUAUAUAUUUGUGAGAAUCAUUUUCAAAGAUUAUCUAAGAAGAGUAUAUUCACUGGACUGAAAGCUAUUAAUCAUUUUGGUCGACCAGAUAUGACCUCGUUUUUAAAGUUUGUUCAAAAGAAACAUAGUUACGUCAGUAAAAUAGGAGUAUUUAGUUGUGGACCACGGCCUUUAACUAAAAGCGUAAUGUCUGCUUGCGACGAGGUGAACAAGGGUCGUAGACUACCAUACUUUAUCCAUCAUUUUGAAAACUUUGGCUAGUUAUUGCGAGAAAAGAACCGGAAAUUCACUAGGAAUUUCUAGCGAUUCCUUUGUAACUUCCUAAAAAGAGUGUACAUAUUUAUUGUGCUAGUGCACGUGCCUUAUUUAUAAUUAAUAUUAUAUUUCUUAUUUAUGAAAAGA
Vespa mandarinia (Asian giant hornet) is the source of this 5224-nucleotide messenger RNA. It is a transcript of the gene Duox, whose product is annotated as dual oxidase. The record is from RefSeq and is a predicted model, not a curated record. NCBI's taxonomy places the organism in Eukaryota, Metazoa, Arthropoda, Insecta, Hymenoptera, Vespidae. Gene Ontology annotation, biological process: response to oxidative stress; defense response; superoxide anion generation. Gene Ontology annotation, molecular function: peroxidase activity; calcium ion binding; heme binding. Gene Ontology annotation, cellular component: NADPH oxidase complex; plasma membrane.